AGAAACGGAUACCUUCCUUUAUGUGUUCCUUCUCUCUGUCGUGUGUUCUGGGGCAAACUCGUUCCCUAGUUGAUCCACCGGCGAUCCGCCAUCAGCCGCCGCCCGGGUUCCGUUUCCUUGCCUCCGCCUCCCCGAUCCAUUACCGAUAUUCUCUCUUUUCUUUCCGAAUUCAUGGGUUUGCAUCAGAGAGUUCAGGAAGAUUAUGAUGAAGAAGAAUAUGAUGAGUAUGAGGAGGAGGGUUCUGAACCAGAAGAAGAACAUGAACCAGAAGCUCCAAAGAUGACCAUGGAGGAACAAGAAUUUCUUAAAUUAAGGGAGCAACUAAAAGAGAAGUUCAGCCUGAAGAUGAAGAAACAAAGUGCUAAUGCCUUCAGUCACUUAUUUCAAUCCCAGGACACGAAGAGGACAGUAGCAAGUAACGAAUUUGGCUCCUUUUUUGGCCCAUCUCAGCCUGUUAUUGCUUCAAGAGUUAUUGAAGAGAACCGUUCGAUUCGGGAAACCAAACAUAUUGUUUCUAAGGUUUCAAGUUCUUCUGGUAACAAAAGAGAUCCGACAUCUUCAGAAACAAAGACAUAUAUGCAUCGCCAGAAACCAACAGUUGUUAAUGAGGUAAAAAAGAAAGCACGGACUCUUAAAGAUAUGCAGGACUAUUCCUUUCUACUGUCAGAUGAUGCUGAUCUUCCUGCUUCUGAAGGGAAGAAGCCUCCUCCACCCAGAAAUGUUUCUGUUUCAAAGUCUGAUGGUCAGUCAGCCCAGACACCAUCAAGCAGGAUACCUAUGAAACCUGUGAGGCCAGCCUCUAAUGGCAGUGAAUUGAAGAAAGCUUCCACCAAUCAGCAUAUGCGGAUCAAAGUGGGCUCUGUGAAGGAAGCUCCUGUGAGCAGAAUCAGGCCGGCUUCAACUGAAUCUAGAAAAGUACUUGGUGCUGGUGCUGGAAAUGGAUCCGCCAAGACUACAAGGGUUAUAAGUACAGGAAAUAAAGCCUUACCCUCCAAGAUUCCUGCUCAAAAUAUGGGCACAAAUAGACCUCCUAUGAAGGCUACGAGUGAUCCAAGUUUGAAGAACCUGUCUUCUACACGAGUGCAAUCUUCUGCCCAAAAUCAUCAUCUUGGUCAGAAAAAAGUGUCCCAAGGACCAGAUAACCAAAUAACAGUACCCAAACAGCCAUUGCCUUCCUCGAAAAUUCAGCUUUCGAAGCAAAUCCUUUCACAUGGCAUCCAUGAUGACCGUUCAAAGAGAAGGCCUGCAAAAAGAGACUUAGAUGAAGAGGAAGAUAUAGAUGAUGUUCGGGGGCUUAUUAGAAAAAUGUUCAGGUAUGAUCCUAGCAAAUAUGCUGGGAAUGAUGAGGACGACAGUGACAUGGAGGUCGGUUUUGAUCGCAUCCAGAAGGAAGAAUGGAUGAGUUCCAAGAUUGCUAGAAGGGAGGAUGAAGAGCAGCUUCGCCUCAUUGAGCAAGAAGAGAGAGAAGAGAGACGGAGGAAGAUGAUGAGAAAAAAACAAAGGUUACGCGAGCAGUAGUGCAGAGUGUGACAAUAUUUUAUGGGGUGGUUCAUUGCUCAAGUCCGUCAUUUAGUUGUUGUAAAAGCAAUGAGACAUCAAAGAUGGAAUAGCUUUAUUUGGGUUUAUAAAUAUAUUCGAUCACGAGAAGAUCGUUCAAUUU
This is a messenger RNA of Elaeis guineensis (African oil palm), 1660 nucleotides long. RefSeq lists its product as uncharacterized. Gene Ontology annotation, cellular component: nucleolus. The record is from RefSeq and is a predicted model, not a curated record. Gene Ontology annotation, molecular function: histone binding; DNA binding. Lineage: Eukaryota; Viridiplantae; Streptophyta; Magnoliopsida; Arecales; Arecaceae. Gene Ontology annotation, biological process: transcription by RNA polymerase I; nucleosome assembly.